This is a messenger RNA of Racocetra persica, 132 nucleotides long. The record is from the annotation of a GenBank genome assembly. NCBI's taxonomy places the organism in Eukaryota, Fungi, Glomeromycota, Glomeromycetes, Diversisporales, Gigasporaceae.
AAGUCAUUUCGCAAUUUAAGAAACAUGGCAACGAACUUAUCCAAACAAGGAAUAUACGGUUCUGAGGCACAUGGAUUUAAAGAAGCCGAGUUCACGGGUACUGGAAUGGGAAAUGCUUAUUAUUUUUCGCGG